This is a messenger RNA of Bursaphelenchus okinawaensis, 1300 nucleotides long. NCBI's taxonomy places the organism in Eukaryota, Metazoa, Nematoda, Chromadorea, Rhabditida, Aphelenchoididae. The record is from the annotation of a GenBank genome assembly.
AUGACUACUCAAUUUCUACUAGUUAUGAUAUGUUUUAUCACCACUCAUUUAUGCACAUCAAUAUCUACAACAUCAGAUGACGCUUCCUCUACUACCGAAGAGGCGCUUCAUAGUAUGUACGAAUUCAACGCAAACGGCGUGGUACAGCCGGCUGUUUACAGAGGACGUUUACAAGGUGCAAGUGUAAAAGGAAGAUUACUGUGUGGGGCCACACCUAUGGUUGGAGUUAAGGUUAAGAUUGUGGAUAUUGAUCAAAGUAAGUUGGGUUUUCGAUGGUUUGUGGUUGGUUUUUAGGAUACCGGUGUUAAAGAAUGUCAGUUGUUUAACCCGACCUCACCUUAUCAUACAGUACCCUACUCUACCAAAGGCAAAAAUUUUGUAGGCUUGGGUACUGUAUGAUAAGGUGAGGUGGGAUAGGUUAGAGUAGGGUAGAAUGGAGAGGAUAGUGUAGGGUAAAGUAGGAUACGGUGAGAUAGGAUAGGUUACGGCAAAGGUAAAUCAGGGUAGUGAAGCCUACCGUAAGAUACGUUAAGAGGUAAGGCUAGGAUUACGGUAGAGUAAGAAAAGAUUUAGUAUGGGGCUUAGUAAGGUCAAUGUAUGAAAAGACUACAGUCAGGGUUACGGUAGCCUAGGGCUGCGCAUACCAAUUGCUGUAAGUUAGGGUAGGGCAGUAUAAGGUAGGGUAGGGUAGGGUAGGGUAGGGUAAGGUAGGGUAGGGUAGGGUAGGGUAGGGUAGGGUAGGGUAGGGUAGGGUAGGGUAGGGUAGGGUAGGGUAUGGUAGGGUAGGGUAGGGUAGGGUAGGGUAGGGUAGGGUAGGGUAGGGUAGGGUAGGGUAGGGUAGGGUAGGGUAGGGUAGGGUAGGGUAGGGUAGGGUAGGGUAGGGUAGGGUAGGGUAGGGUAGGGUAGGGUAGGGUAGGGUAGGGUAGGGUAGGCUAGGGUAGGGUAGGGUAGGGUAGGGUAGGGUAGGGUAGGAUACCGUAGGGUAGGGUGGUCAAAUUUUUAAAACUUUCAAAAAAUUUUUAACUUUUCAGAACCAGACCCAGACGACCUUCUAGGCGACGUCCUAACUGAUGACGAAGGUUAUUUCCAUGUUAGUGGAGUCACAAGAGAAGACACGGAUAUUGAGGUUAUGAUCAAGGUUUACCACGAUUGUGACGAUCCAAUGCCAUGUCAACGGAAAGUUGUGUGGAAAAUACCAUCAAGAUACCACAACAAUGGCACAUUCGUGGAAUGGUUUGAUGUUGGCACGAUUAAUAUGGAAAUGAAGUUUGUGGGGGAGGAGAGGGAUUGUCGACAUUAA